Messenger RNA from Porites lobata, 912 nucleotides. Lineage: Eukaryota; Metazoa; Cnidaria; Anthozoa; Scleractinia; Poritidae. The record is from the annotation of a GenBank genome assembly.
AUGUUACUACCAGACAAGCCGCCAAGGGAUGGUUGUGUCAUGGCAAACCUACUAGAUAUUUACGACUUGAAGAAUUUAAUACAUGAAGCCACCCGUAUCACUAGAACAUCAGAAACCCUACUGGUCCUUUUUCUCACUGACAACGUGAAGAAAAUACAGUCAUCGGGCGUAGUCCAUGUUAAAAUAAGUGAUCACUCUCUUGUGUUUGCCAUUCUCAGAGCAUCGGAACCGAGAAUACGAUCUCGGGAAAUACGAUUUAGAAGCCUUAAGAAUUUUGAUAAACAGCAUUUUCUACAUGAUUUGCAUAAUGUUCCUUUCCAAGUAGCUGAAAUAUUUGACGACGUUGAUGAUAGGCUCUACGUGUUUGAUUGUUUAUAUGAGGACAUUCUUUUUAAGCACGCACCUUUGAAACAGGUCCGCAUAAAGGGAAAUCAAGUUCCCUUUAUGAAUGAACAAUGGCGCAGAGCUAUUCGUCAGAAGAACCGUUUGUGGAAGUGCUUCAUUCGUGAAAGAACUGAUACUAAUUAUGAAUUGUACAAGAGGCAAAGGAACAUUUGCACUUCUCUAAGACGUAAAGCUAUUAAAACUUUCUUUGACAAGAAAAGUGAGUCGGAAAACCCAAGGGAGUUUUGGGACACAUACCGCCCAUUUUUGCAUUCAAAGAAAAGUACGCAAGCUAAUGACAUGAUACUAAAAGAACACGAUGUCGUAAUAACAGACAAGAAACAAAUAGCGGAGCUUUUUAAUAGUUAUUUCGUGAACAUCGCGGACGGCGUGCCAGAGAUUACUGAACAGAUUUAUGGAAAAGGGUUUGAUGCACAUCCUAGCAUUCAGGCGAUUUUUAAUAACAAUGAGCAGAUCGCUGCGAGAAACAAUUUUGCUUUUCAAUAUACUAAUAAAACCCAAGUGUAA